Cervus elaphus (red deer) is the source of this 273-nucleotide messenger RNA. RefSeq names its product translation machinery-associated protein 7-like. Lineage: Eukaryota; Metazoa; Chordata; Mammalia; Artiodactyla; Cervidae. The record is from RefSeq and is a predicted model, not a curated record. Bases 1 to 273 code for a protein of 90 amino acids. The transcript has 2 exons.
AUGAUUUCUGGGGCCCCAGGGAACCUGUUUGCUCAUUACAGCAUAGGUGGCAGGGUCUGGGGAAGGGGCGGCAGGCGCCAUGUUGGGCCCGACGGUGGCAAGAAGAAGCCCCUGAAGCAGCCCAAGAAGCAAGCCAAGAAGAUGGAUGAGGAAGAUAAGGCAUUCAAGCAGAAGCAGAAGGAGGAGCAGAAGAAACUCGAGGAGCUAAAAGCAAAGGCCGCGGGGAAAGGCCCCCUGGCCACUGGUGGAAUUAAGAAAUCUGGCAAAAAGUAA